Molecule: messenger RNA, 623 nt
Organism: Arabidopsis arenosa
Lineage: Eukaryota; Viridiplantae; Streptophyta; Magnoliopsida; Brassicales; Brassicaceae
Source: the annotation of a GenBank genome assembly
GUCCUCCGAAGAUUUGGGAAGCCACAAUCCCCAUUCCACGACCUUUUUCUUAAAAGUCUACUUUUUCAGAUACUUUUAUAUUUAUCUUUGCUCCAUGGAAGGUUCGUCGAAAGGGUUAAGAAAAGGUGCAUGGACUGCUGAAGAAGAUAGUCUCUUGAAGCAAUGUAUUGAUAAGUAUGGUGAAGGCAAAUGGCACCAAGUUCCUUUGAGAGCUGGGCUAAACCGGUGCAGAAAGAGUUGUAGACUAAGAUGGUUGAACUAUUUAAAGCCAAGUAUCAAGAGAGGAAGAUUUAGCUCUGAUGAAGUUGAUCUUCUUCUUCGCCUUCAUAAGCUUCUCGGAAAUAGGUGGUCCCUGAUUGCUGGUCGAUUGCCUGGUCGGACCGCUAAUGAUGUCAAAAAUUACUGGAACACCCAUCUGAAGGAGAGCCAAGAAGCAGAUGCCAUAGUUCCGGAAGAAACGACAACUGAACAGGGGGCCACUUUGGGGUUUGACCUUGAGCAACUUUGGAGUCUGUUUGAUGGAGAGACUGUAGAACUUGACUAGUGUUUCUCACCGUUUGUUUAAGUUUGUGUGUGGGUUUGCUUCCGUAUUUAGUGUGUAUGAAUAAAUGACUUUAGGCAUC